Rotaria socialis is the source of this 4692-nucleotide messenger RNA. The record is from the annotation of a GenBank genome assembly. Lineage: Eukaryota; Metazoa; Rotifera; Eurotatoria; Philodinida; Philodinidae.
AUGACAAUAACUUCUACAUUAAAUGAAAAUAAGCGUACUACAAAUGGAGACAAAGUCAAUGAAAAGACAGCAGCCCCAGUACCAAAAACAGAACCAAAAACAGAACCUACAUUUAGGCGAGAUUUAUUCCGAUCACGAGUAGUUUUCUCUCGUGGACAAAAUCCUAGUGGACCGACAACAGCCAGUUCAAGAACAGGUCUAGCCAAAGGUGAUCUAUUUGUAAUCAACUUGAAUGAGAAUGGCACCGAGAAACUUCUCCUGGAAGUUGACGAUGAACGACAAAUUCAAGCUAUGCAUCCAGAAAUAUGUAUUGAUGAAGCGAUUAAAAAAACAUUUCCGAGUAUUAAUUUUCUAACCAAUUAUUAUAAUGUGCAGCAAGUUAAUAACAAAGAACAUUUUGCUUUAUAUUUGGUUGAAAUGCAAGUUAAAGAACAAUAUUUUAGUCGAGGUGAUAUGUGGCGUUUUACCCGUAAACUAGUCAAUACGUCAGUUUAUUUAAGAAAAACACUGGAUAUUUACGGCAUGAGAGCUACUGUUUAUGGUUUAUGGGUACCUGAUUCACCCUAUCGUGUAUCAUCUGGUUAUAUAACAAAAGAUACCAAAAUUGUAUUUCGUUCACUAAGUGCUUGUUGUUCAAUAUUUUUGCAAAUGUCAAAAGAAAUGUGGGAUUUCGAUCAUCGCGGUGAUACAUAUUAUGAAAAAGCUGUUGAUGGUUUCCUCCAUGAUUUGUUCACACGAUGGAAGGCAAUGCUUUGUCAACAUGAUGUUACCAUGACCUUGUUUAGUCGAGUUUUUUAUGAUGCCAAAUCGUUGGAUGCUUUUCCUCAAUGUUUACAGCAAUAUAUUAAUACAGAUCAUCGAGGCAGAUUUUAUGAAGAUUUCUAUCGUGUUAUUUAUCAAAAUGAACGUUAUGAUGAUUGGUUGCCACGUUUGGCUAAAAUCAAACAAGUCAUUAUUAGUUAUAAAGAAGAUCUUGUCAAUUAUCAUCGACAACAUUUAUCAAAAGCUGAAGCAGAAAAAAUGCCCAAAGGGACAAUAUCGCCUGCAUGUGAUGGAAAUUUUCUUGAAACAUUAAAUCUUUCAUCGAGCGUAUUUGAACGUCAUUUUAUCGAUCGUGCAUUCGAUCGUCUAGGUCAAAUGUCAUUAGUGAUAACACCCGGUGCUGGUGUAUUUGAAGUUGAUCGUGAAUUAACAAAUAUGACUAAGCAACGUGUACUAGAUAAUGGCAUCGGCAGUGAUCUUGUCUGUUUAGGUGAACAGCCAUUAUUUGCUGUACCAUUAUUUAAAUUUUUUAAAGAAAAUCCUAAUACGGCUGAUGAUUAUCAAAUACCACAUUGGAUGAAUUUAAGUUACUAUCAUAAUUCAACAGCACCCUCAUGCUUUAAACGUUAUAUACCGCGUUUACCAUUUGAUACAAGUCGAGUUCAUACUGAAAACCUGUUAGAUGUUAAAAAUGUGAUGAGUUCAAUCGCCGACAACACAUUUACAAAACCACCCCAUCUAUCCAUGGAAGAAUAUGAUAUUCAAGUAUUUCGAGCAUCAACAAAAGGUUCAGGUGAAAGCAAAUCUGCAACUAGAACAAGCAAAAGUCAUGAAGGUCGAAAACCAAGAAAACGAAAUAUAACUAUGAGUCCUACACAUCCGGCAUCAAUUGAAGAAGAAGAAGAUACAUUACAUGAACCAAAUGGGAUGUUAAUUGUUAGUAGUAAAGCAUCGAUAACAGGAAUGAAUGACGAUCCACGUCAAUUUAAUGCUAACGUCAAAGAUGAUAUUGCUCUAUCAACGUCACAUGGCAUUUCAGCUAGUAUAGCUGGAACUAUUCCAUAUCAUAAUACAUAUCAGCAAUCAUCACAAGUUUUGUUUUAUCAUCCGCAAAGUGUUGUACGUACUGCUCAAAGUGCUGAAACGUAUUUUUUAUCAACAUUGUCAUUCGUUCGUCUGAAUACAAGGCCGAAAGCAUUAACGAAUCCAUUUGCACCAGCAAGUAUACGCAUACCUAUGGUACCGGGACGACGUCGGUGGGCACAUACAUUUCCUAUAGGUCCAAAUAAAAUUCCUUGGCAUUUUCAUCAUUUACGCAAAAUGGAAGGUGCAAUAAAAUGUUCAAUGAAUGUUAAUAUUAACACCUGUGCAGAUCUUGUACUUCCGAGUACAUCGAAAGGACUUUCAAAUAAUUCUAUAUCUAAACGUAUAUAUCAGCAUUCGAAAACCAAUAGUGAUUUAAGUUCUCGUUCGAAACGUCUUGGGAGUCCAUCGAGUGUAGAAAAAAAAGUUGGCUUUGCCGAACGUAAAGAUAGCUCUCCGGAAAAUAAUCGAACUCCCGCUAAUGGUGCAAGUGUAAAAAAGCCAACUUCUGAUUCUACGAGCAAACCACCAGGAAUCAAAAAAGAAAAAAAGGAAGCUAUUAUUUGGGGACCAACCGGUGUUGAACCAUGGAGUGCAUCAAUGAUAACUGGUAUCGAUUGGAAAUCGCUAACAAUACCAGCUUCACUUCCAACAACUUUUGAUGUUGAACCAACAGAAGAUGAUUUAAGACGUGAUUAUACGCAAAAUUCAUAUGAACUUAUUCAUGCAUUACCACCAUUAUCGGAGUAUGAACGAAAAAGAAAGCAUAUGCAUACAGGAAGUGGAAAUCAUGAAAAAUUAACUUCUGUUGAUGCUAUGGAACGUCAAAGAUUAAUAUUUGAUGCAUUAAUUGAUCAACGUUUAUCACAAGGCUUUCAAAUGAUUAUUGAAAUUCCACCGCAUAUUCAAAAAUUAAUGAUUGAAAGAAUUAGACGUAUUGGUUAUAAAGAAACUGAAUAUAAUCGUUUGUUAAGUAUUGGUCGAAUCUAUCAUACAUUAAGUCUUGUAACUGAAGAUAGUCAAACACAAGAUACGGUUGUUAUAUGUGUUCAACAAUUUAAACCUCAGCAUGCUUUUCAACCUAAAACGGUUCAAUAUAAAUAUCGUUUUCAAUGUCCAGAUUCAUCUAGUUAUGAUCCGGCUGCGUAUGAAUUAAAACUUGAAAGUUUAGAAGCAUUUCCUUGGAAUGUUGUUGAUAAUGCUGUAUGCAGUCACGGAUCACGCGAUGAUAAACUUACUGAUAUAAUGAAAUAUUGGCGAAUACGUCUGGUUCUCAUGCCUGUCUCAAAGGAUUACACAAUAAAAAGUAUUGAAUCAGGCCAACGGAAAUGUGAUAGUCGUGAAGAAAUGUCGCAUGAAGAUUAUUUUCUUUAUGUUGAACAUUUCGUUCGAUUUCUAGUUAUGCUUAAUAAAAUUGCACGUAUCCGUUCUAGUGCUUCUGAUUUUAUACAUCGACCUAUUGAUCCAAUAACUGGCUUAAAGAGAAUUGAUUGUCAUAAACGACAAGCAAAAAAUGCGGUACCGUUCAAAACUUUUAAACAUGAGGACCUUGUUUCCGAUGAUCCGGGUGCAUUGCAACAUCUAUUAGUGUUACUUCGUGAUGAACAUCAAGGACUAUUAUUUGUAAAAGAUGCGAUAUUGCCCGAAUAUUCAUUUGUUGCAAUUGAAGCCAUUUGGUGGGCUAUUGAACAUGGCGAAGACAUACAAAAUGAACAAGCAGCUUUAUCAUUAUUUGAAACAUUGUUUAAACGUGGACUUAUUCAGCAUUGUACACAUUCAGAAACUUUAUUUCGUUUCGGUUUCUUCCUGUAUUAUAUUGUUACAGAAAAAACACAAAAUUUUCGUCUUGAUUCCGAUGAUUAUGCUGAAGUUGAAUUUCACCAAACUCAACAUUUUAUUCCAUCGAUGGAUUAUUUAGCUUUUGCUCAAUGUAAACCAAUGCGUUUAUUGCCGAAACUUAUUGUUAAUCAAGAAUCAAUACCACGAGCUCCUCGAUUAGAAGCACAUCGAUCAGCCAAAAAUACAAAUCCUGUUAAUUUAGAUACUAAUUCAGUAGAUACUACGCCAGAAGAUGAAAAAAUAACAUCGAAAAUAUUAAAGCGUACUUGCAAUGUUGAUGCCGAUCAAAAGCAUGUAUCUGAUAGACGAGAAUGGGCGAAAGCUCAAUAUCAUUCAUAUUAUAAUCCGCAUUGUUUAUUUGAACUUGAAAUUCGUUGGCUUGUGGCAACUUCCUGUAUACUAGGAGAUUUAAUAACAAAUUGGUCGCAACGUACAGGAACAAUGCUUGGUUCAAAUCAAGUAGUGUUUCAUUUGGUUCCCAUUCCAUGUGAUCCAUUUGCUGAAUCUGAUCCUUUAAGAGGUCCUAUCUACAUUAAAAUGGAUACCACAUGUCUACAGGAUCAAAUGACUCAUCUUUCAGCUCAACAUCAAAAUUGUCGAUUAAACAUUUUUCAAGAACUUAUUUUAAAACGCUAUGGCUUUGUUUUAAAUAGCUGUAUAAGUUAUAUAAAUGAAAAUAUAUAUUAUGUUCAUAUAAGUGCUGGCAUGCUCGUCUAUAUCAUAUCUGAUGUAUAUAACGUACAUCACAUCCGUCGACCGAUACGUGUUGCAGUAAAUGGAAAUAUUGAUGGUCAGUCUUCGCCACUUGAUUACGGUUUUUAUUGGUGUUGGAAUUUUUGCUUGGGAAAAAAAUGGAGAAGCUGCCAAACCGGUGAAGAAAAAUAUCAAGAUAAUAUGUUGGACGAUUUCCGUAAAUUUUGUGCUAAUGAUAAAGGUCGUUUACUUAAGUUUUGGAAUGAAGUCAAUACAGUGGCAAAUAAAAUAGAUGCUGAAAAUCAAGAAAAAUAA